UGCCUUAACUGACAACAUUUCAGCAGGCUACCCGUUGCUAACGGAAUAGGGAAUGUGUCCUGUUAAAUGCCAAAUGCAUUCUCUAUGGUACAGAACACGAAGGUGAUCAUAUAUGGCGCGUCGCGAAAAGCAGUCUCUGCGCACUGCUGAUUUUCUUGGAGAAACUAAAGACGGUACCUUAAUUUGAAAGACUUGGCUAUAUUCCGUCCACUAUUUAUACGCCACAUACAGUGCUAGUCUCCAGUCACAAGUCGUCAUCAGAUGUAACGAUAUGCGGGUGGACGUGUCCAUGUGGAGUGAGCCUGACUCCUGCUGAGGACCGCGGCAGACUUCCUCCCUCAUCGACUGAGCCAGAGGCAGAGUGUCCCAGGGAGAGGCUGUGAUCGAACAGAUCCCCCCCCCCCCCCCCUCUCUGCCCCGACCCGCCCCUCCUCGUCCUCUACCCAUCCAGCAGUCCUCCUCCAAUGUCCCAGAAGAAGAGCGUGCCUAGCCUUGGGAGGAGACUGCUGACCGUCGCCUCAAGCGUCCCGCACGCCAGCCGCCCUCCAGUAGCGCCCCUCGGUCACUUCUUGCUCUGACCCCUUCACCCCCCCCCCCUCCCCCCACCUCCCCCCUCCUCCCACUCUGAGGUCUGCUGACCAUGAAGGAGGUGGGCCAGUGGUCGGCGGUGGAUGUGCUUGACUGGCUGAUGGAGGAGGGCAUGCAAGAGUACUCGGAGGCCUUCCAGCAGCUGGACGGUCCGGGCCUCCUGCGGCUCUCCGAGCAGGACUUCCGGGGCCCGCCGCUGUCGCUGGUCUCGGGCGACGGCGGCCGGCAGCUGCUGGAGCGCCUGGAGACGCUGCGCGUGGCCCACCUCAUGGAGGUCAACAAAGGUCAGCACCAGCACCACCACCACGCCAACGGACACGUGCUCGGCAACGGCACCGCCAAGCCGCACCACAACGGCGUGCCCAAGAAGAACGGCUUCCACCGCUCGGAGCAGGUGCACGUCCAGAUCCCCGUGCCGCCGCCGGAGCCCGAGCACUUCCCGGCCGAGUGGAGCAAGACGGGCGCCGCCUUCCUGUACGCCGUCUGCUGCUUCCUGACCACCAGCGUGGUCAUCUCCGUGGUGCACGAGCGCGUGCCGCCCAAGGAGGAGACGCCGCCGCUGCCCGACAAGUUCUUCGACCUGUUUGACCGCGUGGAGUGGGCCUUCUCCAUCUGCGAGGUCAACGGCAUGCUGCUGGUGGCCCUCUGGCUUAUGCAGUGGGUCCUGCUCAAACACAGGUCCAUCGUGGGCCGGCGGUUCUUCUUCAUUGUGGGCACGCUGUACCUGUACAGGUGUGUCACCAUGUACAUCACCACCCUCCCAGUGCCUGGCAUGCACUUCCGCUGCUCGCCCAAGCUCUCUGGCAGGUGGGAGGCUCAGCUCCACAGGAUAAUGAAGAUGAUUGCUGGUGGAGGGCUCACCAUCACCGGAUCCCACUCCAUGUGUGGAGAUUACCUGUACAGUGGCCACACUGUGAUGCUCACACUGACUUAUCUCUUCAUUAAAGAGUACUCUCCAAAGAGGUUCUGGGUGCUUCACUGGGUCUGCUGGACCCUGAGUGUGGUGGGGGUCUUCUGCAUCCUCCUGGCCCAUGACCACUACACCGUGGACGUGGUGGUGGCCUACUUCAUCACCACACGUCUCUUCUGGUGGUAUCACACGCUGGCCAAUCAGCCGGUCCUAAAAGAGAGCUCCCAAGGAAACCUCUUCUCCCGCGUCUGGUGGUACCGCCUGUUCCAGUAUUUUGAGCACAACGUCCAAGGGCCCGUCCCGAAGAGCUACCAGCUACCAUUGUCUUGGCGCAUGUUACCAUGGACACGGGUGAAAUACAGCAGACUGGACUCCCAGUGACCCAGGCCGAUUGAUGAGAGUGGAACUGUGUGGGACUCAACAGUGCGGGAGGCCAUAGAAAAAUUCUCAUCAUCAGACUACGUGCAGAAUGGCUCAGCACUGUGGCCCAUUGUUAUUUUUACGGAUGGCCGUACUUUGUAUUUGAAUUAUUGAAAGACACUGUAAUUUACUGAACUGACAUGGAUAUCGUAACCAGUACAUAAGAUGACUGGAGUUGAAAAGCCUCAACCUGCUCUGCUUCAGAGUGUAGCUUUAGCAUUUCAGUUUUUUUCAGUUAUUUUUUUGGGCUGAUAAAACUUAAACAUUUCAUAAGUAUAUCCUUCCAACUUUGAUUCUGUGCUUAGAAUCAUGGUUGUACCCAUUUCAGUAAAGGAGAGAGUAGAAUUAUAUAACUUGUAAAACUGUUAAACAGUAUCAAGCUCUUAUAGAAGCAGAUUUUUGUUUUGUUUUUAUACAUCUGUAGAAAUCUCCCCUUUUGUACAUACAAAUGUGGCAAGGGUGCAAAACAGUACUUUCUCUAUAUUUCACAGUUCUAUUUUUCAAAACAAUGUUUUAGAAAAUCUUUUUUUAGAUUUCUACCUUUUAAUAAUGUGUGCUGAAUGCUGGAUAAUCUUAAACAUAUGUGUUUAGUGUUCAAUCAGUGCCUUUAUAAUCAUGAUUGUAAUGUGUCUGUGUAAGUUGACACAAAUGGCUAUGUGUGUUUGUGUGUGUGUGUGUGUGUGUGUGUGUGUGUGUAUGUAUGUGUGUGUGUGCGUGCGUUUCAAGGAGGUAUUUUGUGUGCACAUGUGUAUUUGUCAUUACUUUAGGGUUAACUUCGCAGAGAGAACAUAAUUUUGCCAGCCCUCUUGCCAAACUAGCAUAGUGUUUAGUUUUGUGCCCAUACAUGAAAGGUGUAUUAAUAGGGCUCUCUCAUAUUGUUCCCACACACACACACACACACACACACACACACACACACACACACACACACACACACACACGCACACGCACACACACGCACACACACACACAAACACACAAACAAUUUGCCUGAAAAAUAAUGGGAGACUAGAUAGAAUGUCCUAACCGCUGCAUUGAUUUGCAGUUGCACCCACCAAGCCCAUGGGCAUGUCCAUUUGUUUGGCUGGACAUCCAGUUUACACGCUGAGAGCUCUGUGAUUCGCCUCCCCCGUACAGAAGUGACUGCCAACAACAGCCAGCAUUGCAAUCCAAACAUUGUGGAUUCAGUGGCUCUUAGAGACUUUGGACUUUGGAUUGUUGUUUGUAUUACACUAACCAACACAGCACAACACUCCUGCUUGUGAAGACUGUUGGGCUUAGUAACGGGCCCCUAGUUACGGCCAGUACCAGCCUAUAGCCACCCCUCCUGCUAGCAUACAGUUUUUUUCCCCCCACAGGAUAUAGAGAAUGAUUCACAUUCUGUCUGGUUUGUUUGUUGUGGAAGUUCUUUGUCCCUAAUUUAAGCUGUCUGCAACUUAUCAAGUGGUUAUGGAGCCAGACUGAAAUAAUUUAUUUCAUUGUUUUGUUUAUUCCGUUAUUCUUUUCAUCAUGUGUCCCCUUUAGCAACAAGACAAAAAAAACAAAAAACAAAGAUGAAUGACAAACACUGACUGAACUGGACAUGUACAGACCUGUGACUGCAAGUAUGCUGUUUCUCCAUGAAUGUAAUUGCUUUGGCUUUGGCAGAUGCACCGUACUCAGAGCAUAGUAAUGUUCUGAUGGAACCUCUUCUUGGAAAAUGAAACACCUCUAUCUUGGUGACUGACAAAAUAUUCUUGCCUUGUGUUUUUGAAUGGGCCAUAUUUUAAAGGAUUUAACUAUGAUCUAAUGAUUAUGGCUGAACUCAACUUGAAGUGGACUCUUUGUAUUCAUGACCUGAUCCACAUUAAUCUAUGAAAUCUGGCAAUUCAUUUUUAAUGGAUGAGAGCAUGCUAGCUGACAAGUGAUUUGAUAUAAGAAAACUCAAAUAGGCUUGGUCAAUAUAGCCACAUUUAUCCCAUGUAACCAGCCCUCAAAAUAAGGAUAGAAUUUGGUUGUCAAGACCUGUUGAAUUGUGUUGUUAUUGUUCUUUUCAAUAACAGCUCCAAUAUUGCAUGUAGGGAGGCUGCAGCCAGAACAAGACAGAAAGUUGAACAUAUUUUUCCCCCUCCAGUCACCUGUGUUGGGGAUAAAAAAAAAAUGGUUGUAAAGGGAAAACAAAUCGUUCCUAUUAUAAUAUGCAAGUUGUCGUAACGACUUGCAUGCCCAAGUAGUUUAAAAUGAUUGCUAACCUGGAAAAAAGCACUAUGUAUCUCCAAAGGAAGUCUGACACAUUUCACAUAGUUCUGAAUGUCUGUACUGUAUGUAUGUAUGUAUGAACUGUAUUGAUGAAUGUGACGGCUUAUCCCAGGCCUCUUGUUCCCAAACACAAAUUUUAUUUGUAAAGAAUUGUUGGGAGAGUUUGACUUAAGACUGUUUACCAUCGCAAAAAUAUCUUUCAUGUUCAUAAGCUUAUGUGGCCAUAUUAAAAGAAAAUCAGGCAUUAGGGGUUUAUAGUUCCUCGAUUGUAUGUUGUCAUGGUUGAGCCAUUUCAGUUUCGUGUGUAGUAUGCUGUUCAUUGUUUAAUUAUUACUUAACAUGUGCUGUCACAGCAAACAUUUUGGGGGGUAAUGCAGUCUCCUUGGUUGCCAAUCAUGAUUUCUCUGUCAUUCAGUAGCCGUUAAGUAAUUUUAUGUGUUUGUAUUACAGGUGAAUCAACAGUCUGAUUAAAUGCAUACUUUCUGUUUCUCUAUGUGUCUGUAUGACUGUGAUGUUUCUAUAAUGUGGUGGUGGUGAUGAGAGAAGAGUGGAAAUAAAUGGUUGUACUCCU
Messenger RNA from Sardina pilchardus (European sardine), 4727 nucleotides. RefSeq names its product sphingomyelin synthase 1a (gene sgms1a). Lineage: Eukaryota; Metazoa; Chordata; Actinopteri; Clupeiformes; Clupeidae. The record is from RefSeq and is a predicted model, not a curated record. Gene Ontology annotation, cellular component: Golgi membrane; plasma membrane; endoplasmic reticulum membrane. Gene Ontology annotation, biological process: sphingomyelin biosynthetic process; ceramide biosynthetic process. The coding region runs from base 641 to 1879 and encodes 412 amino acids. The transcript has 6 exons. Gene Ontology annotation, molecular function: ceramide cholinephosphotransferase activity; sphingomyelin synthase activity; protein binding.